CCCUGGAUUGGCCGGGACCUGCCCUGGGAUGGGGGCCGAGGGGCUGGCCUAGGCCCGGGGGGACUUAUGGAGCCCUAGGCCCGGCCCAUGCUGUGCCCCGCCCCUUUCCCUUCCCAGCGUCUGGAGUGGGGAGCGUAAGGAUGCCCCCAGGGACCUCCUCCUGGGACCCCAGCCGAGGGCCCAGCAGUUUGCUUGAACGCCCGACUCUGGCAUCUUGUGGGAAGUGCCAGAUCUGGGCCAUGGCAAGGCCUCAGGGCCAGCCCGCGAGAAUCAUUAUGAGUGCUAAGCUAGGUUACCCUUUUGCCACUGGCAACAGCACCUUUAUAUUUCUGGCGCUAUGUCAGGCACUGGGAAUUCGUAAGAUAUUGUUCCAAGUUUCAGGGUCAAGUUUGGGAGCCAGAUAAAAACAAAUGAGUGCUCCUGCGAUGUAUGAAUCAGUCAUAUAUGUAUGAACUGUUCAAGGGGCAGUUGCUGGGGAGGCUGAAGAAAGAAAGUGACUUCUCAAUUUUAUUUGUUGGAGAGGAUAAGGUGGAGAAGGGCUUUUCCUACAGGAGGAACAGUUGCAAUGCUGUGAAGGAAUGACUGAGCAUAACUUGUGUGGGAAGAGGAGGAGGGGGGCGCGGGGCUCUUGUGCAGAGGAUGAGAUAUGAGGCUGGGAAAGUAGACCGAGGUCCAGAUAGUGAAGGUUUAAUCCUAAAGGAGGUGGGUACUUUUUGAAGAAUUUUGAGCAGGAGACUGGUAUAGUCGGAUUUGCACUGUAGAAAACCAUCUUGUUCUGGAGGUCAGCCUAUAGGAUAGGAAUUUCUAUAAACUGAUUCUGGACUGUUUAGCUAAAGUCUAGAUGCUCUCAUUGGAGAUUCUUUUGAAGGAGUAGUGGGAUCCGUCUAGUGAGAAGUAAUGAAAUCCUGAAAUGGAGUUAUGACAGUGUUAUUGGAAAGAAGGCAGGUAAUGCUGUAGUGAAUGCUGUAAAGACUCCAUAAUAAAUUGGAUGUUGAGGGUGAAAGAAGUAUCAAAGUUGAGACUUAGGUUUUAGGCCUGUGGUGUUUGAAGAAUGUUAAUGCCAUUAUCAACAAUAAAACCAUAAGCCUAGUGUGGAGGACAAAUUCAUUUUGGGGAUAUGUCGACUUGAAGGCCUAGUGAGAUAGCCACAUGGAGCUGUCCAGUAUAGAGUUGGAAAUGCAAAUCUGCAGCUCAACCUAAAUGCUGUGGCUAGAGGUAAAGGUUUGAAUCAUCUUAGAGCAUAGAGGUGGAAGCCAUGGGAAUAGCUGGCAUCAGGAAGGGGUUAUUGAGAAAGAAGGGAAUAUUGGGGGGAAAUGGUUGCAUUUACAAAGCAAAAAGAAGAGUUAGAACUAAUAGUAGUUGGUGUAGUAGCAGAAACAGAAGUAGAUGAUAAAAUAUAAGAAGUAGAUGAUAAAUAUAAGGGUUCCAGCAACCAAGAAGACUCAGAAAUCAAGAGAAGAGAAUGCUGAGAAGGGUCCACUGGGACAGUUGAUGCAGAGCAUUAGGAGAAUGAGGGGGAAAAAAGAUGGCAUUUCUUUAUCAAGAGAUCAUGAGUGACCUUUUACAAAGCUAUUUUAAUAGAGUGAUGAGGUGAUAAUAUAUGAAAUAAUGCAGACCUCAAGUGGUUUGGUGUCAAAUGAGAAUGAAAAAAAGGCCACAUAUGAAGGAUUUCACCAAAAAAAAAUUGACAGGCUUUAUUUACUUACUUACCUAGCAUUUGCUUAUAGAGCACAGUUCCAGGCACUAUUCUAAGUUCUUUUAAAAAUUAACUUAGUUUUUAAAAUGAAUUUACUCUAAAAUUAAUUUAAUUUCCCAUAACAACCCUAUGAAGUAAUAUUCUUUGACAGGUAGGAAAACUGAAAAACAGAAGUGGUUAAGUAGCUUGCCCAAGGUCACACAGCUAGUAAGUGGUGGAGCAGGGUUUGAGUCUAGGAAAUAUUGUUUUACCCACUGCACUAAGCAGUGAUUGAAUAUGGGAGUCAAAAGAAUGGGAAAAAUUUAAGCAAAGAUAGACUCAAUUAAUUAGAAAAUGGAGAGGCUUGGAAGGAGAUCCAGAUUGAGAAGAAGUCUGUUGGAAAGAGAGACUAGUGACAAGAAACUAUUAAAGGAUAAACUGUGUGGCCUGGAAAUAAGAGUUUAUCAAAGGGAGACAAUACAGUGGGCUGAGACAUUAAGGAAAACUUCUUAAAUAGAAUAAUUUUUCCUCAUAUUCUUGGACUACAGCAGACAAAUCAAGCACUUUCCUGAGAUACCUGUUUGACUGCUUCUGUUGGUCUGCCAAAAUGUCUGAAAGAUCAGAUCUCCUUCACUUCAAGUUUGAAAAUUAUGGAGAUUCAAUGUUACAAAAAAUGAACAAAUUAAGAGAAGAGAAUAAAUUUUGUGAUGUUACAGUUCUCAUAGAUGAUAUUGAGGUACAGGGGCAUAAAAUUGUGUUUGCUGCAGGUUCCCCCUUCUUAAGAGACCAAUUUUUACUGAACGAUUCCAGAGAGGUGAAAAUCUCCAUAUUACAGAGUUCCGAAGUGGGGAGACAAUUGCUCUUAUCCUGUUACAGUGGUGUGCUGGAAUUCCCUGAGAUGGAACUGGUAAAUUACUUGACGGCUGCGAGUUUUCUUCAGAUGAGCCACAUUGUAGAACGGUGCACACAGGCCUUGUGGAAGUUUAUAAAGCCAAAACAACCAAUGGAUAGUAAAGAGGGAUGUGAACCGCAGAGUGCUUCUCCCCAGUCAAAAGAACAUCAGGGAGAUGCCAGAGGCUCCCCAAAGCAGGACUCACCUUGUAUCCAUCCAUCUGAAGACAGUAUGGAUAUGGAGGACAGUGAUAUUCAGAUUGUUAAGGUAGAAUCUAUUGGGGAUGUAUCAGAGGUUAGAAGUAAAAAAGAUCAGAACCAGUUUAUUUCUUCUGAACCCACUGCUUUACAUUCAUCAGAGCCCCAGCACUCCCUGAUAAAUUCAACUGUGGAAAACAGAGUAAGUGAAAUAGAACAAAACCACCUCCACAAUUAUGCCCUGUCUUACACAGGCAGUGAUAACAUCAUCAUGGCCUCAAAAGAUGUCUUUGGGCCUAAUAUUCGAGGUGUAGACAAAGGCCUACAGUGGCAUCACCAAUGCCCAAAGUGUACCAGGGUGUUUCGUCACCUGGAGAACUACGCCAACCAUUUAAAAAUGCACAAACUCUUUAUGUGUCUACUCUGCGGCAAGACUUUUACUCAGAAAGGCAACCUUCAUCGACACAUGCGUGUGCAUGCCGGCAUUAAACCUUUCCAGUGUAAAAUCUGUGGGAAAACCUUUUCUCAGAAGUGUUCCUUACAGGAUCAUCUUAACCUUCACAGUGGAGAUAAGCCCCAUAAGUGUAACUAUUGUGACAUGGUUUUUGCACAUAAGCCAGUUUUGAGGAAACACCUUAAACAGCUGCAUGGCAAAAACAGCUUUGAUAAUGCCAAUGAAAGAAAUGUGCAAGACCUCACAGUGGACUUUGAUUCUUUUGCAUGUACAACAGUCACAGACUCUAAAGGGUGUCAGCCACAGCCUGAUGCGACACAGGUCCUGGAUGCAGGGAAAUUUCAAGUUGGAGUGCUUCCUCUGCUUACAUUCAUGUCCUGUUUUUGUUACUGGUUUGAAGACUAAAAGGCAUGGGUUCAAAUAAGAUUGGUCUCUUUGGUUGGAGACUAUUCCUGGAUUCAUUCAGACAUUCAAGAGACAUUUAUUGAACACCUACUAUUGCCAGGCACUAUGCUAGAUACUGAGGAUAUGAAGGUAAGAUUGCUAUGGUCCCUGCCCUCACAGAGCUUACAGUCUCAUGUAGUCUUAGUGAGAUAAGGUGUCAAUUUGGUUUUAUCCUAGGAAGAAUAAAGAAAACUGCCUUGCUUUCUUUGAUCACUUUAAAUUAGCAUCUUGAUGGUUUUAUAUCACUAAAUCUUCUAGUUCUCACCUUUUUCAACUGCAAACUACUGACAUGGUUUACAGUGUCUCCCAUUUCUUGGCUGGAGAGGUGUUCUGUUUCUGUGAGACAUUUUCUUAAUUUUGGUGGUACUUGACUUUUCUCUUUCUUUGUUUAUACAUGUUUCUUAGAUUGUAUUGCAAAGUGGUCAAGUUACUGAUAUCAAAUAUGUUUUACAGGGGAAGAUGACUUUCAAAACUAGUCGUAUUCUUGUAGAGGAGGAAGAUUUUUUAAAACCUUAGACAUUCAGCAUUUGUAUUUUAUGGAUCCCCAGGAUAACUAAAAAGGAGAGAGGGCUCUCUUUACCAUAGUUUGGUUUUAAAAAAAUUACUGUGUCACAGUUAUUUAUUUAUUAUUUAAUUUUAAAGGCAAACUCCAAACUGAAGUGGCUCUGAGGUAAAUCAGAUGUAGUUUUAAUUUGUUUUAGUUUCUUUAUUAGAAGGUCUAUAAAUGGAGGGUGACCAGUGUCACUUCUUCUAAGAUAUUAUCCUAAACAAACAACCCAGAACAUUUAUUUCAGCUGGUGAAUAGCUGUUCUAAUCUGUUGUAUGUUAGACAUACU
Messenger RNA from Kogia breviceps (pygmy sperm whale), 4498 nucleotides. The record is from RefSeq and is a predicted model, not a curated record. Lineage: Eukaryota; Metazoa; Chordata; Mammalia; Artiodactyla; Physeteridae.